AUGCUGCCAACGUCGACGGUCGGUCGGCUUGUGACUGCCUUCCUGCUGUUCACAGGCUCCGCAACAGCACGAAGAGCGCAUCAGCAUAUACGGAAGUUUCAGACGGCAGAGAUCGCUUCUCGGAUGCGAGACUACACUGGCCCUUACGACACCCUUUCAGCUGAGGCCGUUUGUACGGUCCCACGUGCACCCAGCAUCGAUGCACCCAAGAAGAAUGUCUGGGGGUUCUUGACCAGAGAUGAGAGGAAAGGCUUGAGGAAAUAUCUCGGCGAGUUAAACAAGAACCAUGCUUUUCCCAAUACGACCUUGGUGGACUUGGGCACAGCCGAGCUGAUGAUUCCAAACAAGACCGAUGUCCUAAGAUACCUUGACAACAAUGGUCCGGAGCCCGAACGCUACGCAAGUGUUGCGCUUUACGAAAACUUCGGAACAAAGAAAGGAUCUCCUCAGUACUCGACCAUCCUUGUGGGCCCAUUGUCGACACCGGACGACGUAAGCCAAAUGAGCUGGAGUCCUCUCACCUAUCCAUUCACCAAUUCGGGAAAGACCCGCAUGCUUCUGGGCAACAUGGACUAUCGUGCAUACAGGCAGUACGACAACCAAAUCACCGAGUGGAGUCAGUACUGGGGCAGCAGUACCGGAGCUUUCGAUUCGUACGAUCUGCUGCCACUAGGCCUAUUCUACGGUCUAAGAAUGGACAUAGAUGGUCAGGAUCCAGAGUCAUGGACCUUCAUUGGAUACUUGUACAACGGCGACUUUUACAAGACUGCGGAAGAGUUCCGAAAAGCAUACUUCUCUCCCGGAUUCGAGAAGUUGCCCGCGAAUAUUGACGGCCCGUGGACUCAUACUGAUCCGAAAGGCCCGGGCUUCCCAAUGGACAGACUGGCACCUCCGAUGCCCGUCGCUCAAGAAGCACGAUACUCUGUCGAUUAUAAGGAGCAGUAUAUUGAGUGGAUGGGCUUUAGCUUUUACCUCACAUUCCAGUACGAGACCGGAAUGACGAUGUAUGACAUCCGCUUCAAGGGCGAGAGGAUCAUCUACGAGCUCGGGAUUCAAGAGGCGCUCGCUCAUUACGCAGGCGCGGAUCCAGUUCAAAGCGGAACAUCUUACCUCGACUCUGCCUACGGCCUUGGAUAUGCCAACGAGCUCAUGCCGGGCUAUGACUGCCCUACUUAUGCUUCGUAUCUGAACAUCUCCAUCGCCGGCGGCUAUACGGCUAAGAGGGACGUCAAAGCGGCCUGCCUCUUCGAGUUCGAUGCCGACUACUCCAUUCAGCGACACGGCUAUGUGUCCAACACGAAGAACAUCUACUUUGUUGUACGCACAAUCACUACCGUUGGCAACUACGACUACUCUUUUAGUUACGAGUUCUACAUGGACGGCUCGAUUCAAGUAGUAGUGCGUGCUGCCGGCUACAUCCAGUCCGCGUUUUACGCAAAGAACGAAGACUACGGCUACCACAUCCACGAUGCUCUGUCUGGCAGCAUGCACGACCAUGUCCUCAAUUUCAAGCUCGACAUGGACAUUCUCGGCCAAGCCAACACGAUGGAACUGGUCACCGUCACACCAACAACGGAGGAGUACGUCUGGUCAGACCAACCUCGCAACACCAUGAAGCUUGUGCGGAAGGAUGUCACCUCGGAGGACGAGAGUAGACUGUUCUGGUCCCAAAAUGGCCAGACGCAGUAUCGGGUGGUGAAUAAGGACAAGCCGAACAAGUACGGCGAGUACCGCGGGUACCGCGUGCUUCCCAGUCAAGGGACAAUUCACCUUGCCGUCAACAACUCGAGCAAUCUGGCAAGGGCUGGCAACUGGGCGUACCAUGAUCUUCAGAUCACCAAGCAGAAGGACACUGAGCCGCGAUCUUCUAAUGCUAUGAACGGCGAGAACGUAUACGACCCGCUUGUCGACUUUGACACCUUUUUCGAUUCGGAGUCGCUUGAACAGGAGGAUCUCGUGCUCUGGUUGAAUCUCGGGAUGCAUCAUUUGCCACAUACUGGAGACCUCCCAAACACCGUCUUCACGACGGCUCACUCUGCGAUUUCUAUCGUGCCUUCUAAUUAUUUUCUCCGGGACCAAUCCCGUGACACCGUGAACAUGGUCAGGCUGGACUACAACUACAGGUCCGAGAAGACGACGGUGAAGUACUUCGGCCAGGCGCAGCAGAUCUGUAUGGCGAACCUGUCGGCGGUUGGGUACGGGUACUAG
Messenger RNA from Saxophila tyrrhenica, 2208 nucleotides. RefSeq lists its product as uncharacterized. Bases 1 to 2208 code for a protein of 735 amino acids. Gene Ontology annotation, biological process: amine metabolic process. The record is from RefSeq and is a predicted model, not a curated record. NCBI's taxonomy places the organism in Eukaryota, Fungi, Ascomycota, Dothideomycetes, Mycosphaerellales, Extremaceae. The transcript is spliced from 15 exons. Gene Ontology annotation, molecular function: primary methylamine oxidase activity; copper ion binding; quinone binding. Gene Ontology annotation, cellular component: plasma membrane.